Messenger RNA from Rhinolophus ferrumequinum (greater horseshoe bat), 6208 nucleotides. RefSeq names its product TBC1 domain family member 9 (gene TBC1D9). The record is from RefSeq and is a predicted model, not a curated record. Gene Ontology annotation, molecular function: calcium ion binding. Lineage: Eukaryota; Metazoa; Chordata; Mammalia; Chiroptera; Rhinolophidae. The transcript has 21 exons. The coding region runs from base 1765 to 5565 and encodes 1266 amino acids.
UUUGAGUCUGUGUUAAAUAUAUGAAGUUUGCAUAAAUGCCUGGAGGUCUUAAAUGUUUUCUAAAGAGGCAGAAGAUCAGUCAGUGUGAUAAAGGAAAGGGAAACUUUCAUUCCUGGUGAACCCUCCGAGUAGGACACCAACAGGUGCAGGGGUAGCCUCAUAAAAAUGGCUGGGACAUGCUCACCCGGCCAUUUGAAGGAAUCCAAGUGAGAACUGCGUAAGUAGAAAAUUAGAAGUUCACCCAAGAAAGUCUCAUUUCUUGACUGCUUUGCUCUUUGGGAAAAGGAAAAGUCCACAGGGUCGUCCAACUUCCGCGACAAAGCAGAGCUUGGUAAAUUCCCAUCUGGAAAGAGGAGCCCCUUUGUGCUGUUAUCUGCCUGCAGAUCUCUUGGAUGUAAAAGGAGGUGAAAAAUGUCAUCAGAUAGGUAGGUAGAAGGCUUGUGAUCCCCACAAGAGACUCGAAGUGUUAGGGGAGAAAGCAAAACUAUCUAGGGAUAAAGCUCCUUUGGUUUGUGUGUCUCUAAUUGCAAUGCUUUUUAAAAAAAUUUAAUCCAUCUAUUAAGUAUGGAUAAACCCCAGAAUUCUGCCAUGCCUGGUCCUCGAAGCACCAAAUGCCUGACAUAGGAACAGCUGUGGUGUGAGUUAGUUGGUCUAAGCUUUUGGGCAGCUUCCAACUUCGCUAUUGCUCACGCCCCACAGGUCAAGGAAAGAAGUGACGUAAUGCACUUAGCUGGGCCACUUUAAUUACAAUGGAGAGGGGGGAGGGGUUACGGGCAGUGACAAAUUUAGCACAUGACUUGUCCUAGGGAUGCAGGAAACAAAAACAUCCACAGCCAUUGGCUGAGUCCACUUCCGACUACAGUAUCUUGCUCCAAGUCUGGAAUCUUGAAACACACAUUUCCUGGGAAGAGGGGUGGCGCUAGCUCACAGAGCGUCAACCAUAAACACUCACUGCACACACACACCUCCCCCUACGGAGGCUGGCAGCGUCCUCCCAGCUGGGAUGGGCGUGGGGCCGAGUGCUUGCCACAAGGUCCUCAGAAGGUCCCCCCAAAGCCAGCCGCAGCGGCAGAUCGCGACAGGCAGAGCCCACGGAGGACCCGCGCCCGUGAAAACUGUUGUCACCCGGGCUCGCUCCGAGUGAGCCGCGCUGUCGUCAUUCAUUCGCAGUGUCCGGAGCGUCCUUCCAGCGAGGAGCUGGGCUUUGCUGCGAGUGCAAGUGGCCCCGACGGGGAGUGUUAACGCGCGGUGAUCUCAAGGGCUCUGAGCGGCAAGAGACGGAGGUGGCCCGGAGCGUCGGUCGGCGCUGCGGGAGCAGCCGCGCCCCCGCCCCGCUCAGCCCUCCCCGCGGGGCCGGAGCUACUCGCGUAGCCCGCAGCCCUGCACGCCCCCGAGCCGGAUCCCCAGCCUGAGCCACAGCACUUCCUCCUCCUCCCGCUCCCCUCCUCCCGCCGCCGUGGGCUGUGGCCGCGCUGUUGAGCCAAGGGCCUGGGCUUCAGCGGCCGCGGGCUCGCGGGAGGCGGCGGCGCCGUGGAGAGGAUGCUGCUCGCGGUGCCCGCGUCCUCGCCGUCGUCCCGGGCCACCCGCGGGGGCUUUGUUGUGGUCCCGGCGCCGCGGGCCGCCCGCUGGUGAAGUCGCUUUCCGCCGCCGCACCCAGCGGGCGGGCGGGCGCGCGUGUGCCCGGGGGUGCGCGCCCGUGCGCGCCAGUGUGUGCAGGAGCCGACCCGCCGCCCCUUUGUGCGUCCGCCCGCGGUGCCGGGGAACAUGUGGGUGAACCCAGAAGAGGUGCUGCUGGCCAACGCACUGUGGGUCACCGAAAGGGCCAACCCCUACUUCAUCCUGCAGCGGAGGAAGGGGCACGCGGGCGACGGAGGCGGUGGCGGCGGACUGGUGGGCCUGCUGGUGGGUACCCUCGAUGUGGUGUUGGACUCCAGUGCCCGGGUCGCUCCUUAUCGAAUUCUCUACCAGACUCCGGACUCUUUGGUCUACUGGACCAUCGCCUGUGGUGGUUCCAGAAAAGAAAUCACUGAACACUGGGAAUGGCUUGAGCAGAAUCUAUUGCAGACACUCUCCAUCUUUGAAAAUGAGAACGAUAUCACCACGUUUGUGAGAGGAAAAAUACAGGGCGUCAUUGCAGAGUACAACAAAAUCAACGAUGUGAAAGAAGAUGAUGACACAGAGAAGUUUAAGGAAGCCAUUGCUAAGUUCCACAGGCUGUUUGGGAUGCCCGAGGAAGAGAAACUCGUCAACUAUUACUCUUGCAGCUACUGGAAGGGCAAGGUCCCCCGGCAGGGUUGGAUGUACCUCAGUAUUAAUCACCUUUGCUUUUAUUCUUUUCUUAUGGGAAGGGAAGCCAAGCUGGUAAUCCGGUGGGUGGACAUCACUCAGCUCGAGAAGAAUGCCACGCUGCUUCUGCCUGACGUGAUCAAAGUGAGCACACGGUCCAGCGAACAUUUCUUCUCCGUAUUUCUCAACAUCAACGAGACCUUCAAGCUAAUGGAGCAGCUGGCCAACAUAGCCAUGAGGCAGCUCCUGGACAAUGAGGGAUUUGAACAAGAUCGAUCCCUGCCCAAACUGAAGAAGAAGUCGCCUAAAAAAGUGUCUGCUCUGAAACGCGAUCUUGAUGCCAGGGCAAAGAGUGAGAGGUACCGCGCACUUUUCCGGCUGCCCAAAGAUGAAAAAUUAGACGGCCACACAGAUUGCACCCUCUGGACUCCAUUUAACAAAAUGCACAUUUUGGGGCAAAUGUUUGUGUCCACCAAUUACAUCUGCUUUACCAGCAAGGAAGAGAACUUGUGUAGCCUCAUUAUCCCACUCCGGGAGGUGACAAUUGUAGAAAAGGCAGACAGCUCCAGCGUACUCCCCAGUCCUUUAUCCAUCAGCACCAGGAACAGGAUGACCUUCCUGUUUGCCAAUUUGAAAGACAGAGACUUUCUAGUGCAGAGGAUCUCUGAUUUCCUGCAACAGACGACCUCCAAAAUAUACUCGGACAAAGAGUUUGCAGGGAGCUACAACAGUUCGGACGAUGAGGUGUAUUCUCGGCCCAGCAGCCUCGUUUCCUCCAGCCCCCAGAGAAGCACGAGCUCCGAUGCCGAAGGAGAGCGCCCGUUCAACCUCAAUGGCAACAGCGUCCCCACAGCCACGCAGACCCUGAUGACCAUGUACCGGCGGCGGUCUCCUGAGGAAUUCAACCCGAAAUUGGCCAAAGAGUUUUUGAAAGAGCAAGCCUGGAAGAUUCACUUUGCUGAGUACGGGCAAGGGAUCUGCAUGUACCGCACCGAAAAGACGCGGGAGCUUGUGUUGAAGGGUAUCCCGGAGAGCAUGCGGGGCGAGCUGUGGCUGCUGCUGUCAGGUGCCAUCAACGAGAAGGCCACGCACCCUGGGUACUACGAGGACCUGGUGGAGAAGUCCAUGGGGAAGUACAACCUCGCCACCGAGGAGAUCGAGAGGGACUUACACCGCUCCCUCCCGGAGCACCCAGCCUUCCAGAACGAGAUGGGCAUUGCCGCUCUGAGGAGAGUCUUGACAGCUUAUGCUUUUCGAAAUCCUAACAUCGGGUACUGCCAGGCCAUGAAUAUUGUCACCUCAGUGCUGCUGCUAUAUGCCAAGGAGGAGGAAGCUUUCUGGCUGCUGGUAGCUUUGUGUGAGCGCAUGCUUCCUGAUUACUACAACACCAGAGUUGUCGGUGCACUGGUGGACCAGGGUGUCUUCGAGGAGCUGGCACGAGACUACGUCCCACAGCUGUACGACUGCAUGCAGGACCUGGGCGUGAUUUCCACCAUCUCCCUGUCUUGGUUCCUCACACUCUUUCUCAGCGUGAUGCCCUUUGAGAGUGCAGUUGUGGUUGUUGACUGUUUCUUCUAUGAAGGAAUCAAGGUGAUAUUCCAGUUGGCGCUGGCUGUGCUAGACGCAAAUGUGGACAAACUGUUGAACUGCAAGGACGACGGGGAGGCCAUGACCGUUUUGGGAAGGUAUUUAGACAGCGUGACCAAUAAGGACAGCACCCUGCCUCCCAUUCCCCACCUGCACUCCCUGCUCAGCGAUGACGUGCAGCCGUACCCUGAGGUGGACAUCUUCAGACUCAUCAGAACUUCCUACGAGAAAUUUGGAACGAUCCGGGCAGAUCUGAUUGAGCAGAUGAGAUUCAAACAGAGACUGAAGGUGAUCCAGACACUGGAAGAUACUACGAAACGGAAUGUGGUACGAACCAUUGUGACAGAAACUUCCUUUACCAUUGAUGAGUUAGAGGAACUUUAUGCUCUGUUCAAGGCAGAGCAUCUAACCAGCUGCUACUGGGGCGGGAGCAGCAAUGCCCUGGACAGGCACGACCCCAGCCUGCCUUACCUCGAACAGUAUCGCAUUGACUUUGAGCAGUUCAAGGGGAUGUUUGCUCUUCUCUUUCCCUGGGCCUGUGGAACUCACUCUGACGUGCUGGCCUCCCGCUUAUUCCAGUUACUGGAUGAAAAUGGAGACUCUCUGAUUAACUUCCGAGAGUUUGUCUCUGGACUAAGUGCCGCAUGCCAUGGGGACCUCACAGAGAAGCUCAAACUCCUGUACAAAAUGCACGUCUUGCCUGAGCCAUCUUCUGAUCAAGAUGAGCCAGAUUCUGCCUUUGAAGCAACUCAGUACUUCUUUGAAGAUAUCACCCCAGAAUGCACACAUGUAGUUGGACUGGAUAGCAGAAGCAAGCACAGCUCAGAUGACGGCUUCGUUACCGUGAGUCUGAAGCCCGACAGAGGGAAGAGGGCAAAUUCUCAAGAAAACCGUAAUUAUCUGAGACUCUGGAAUCCAGAAAAUAGGUCAAAAUCAAAGAAUGCAAAGGAUUUACCCAAACUGAAUCAGGGGCAGUUUAUUGAGCUGUGUAAGACAAUGUAUAACAUGUUCAGCGAGGACCCCAACGAGCAGGAGCUGUACCACGCCACGGCCGCGGUGACCAGCCUCCUGCUGGAGAUCGGGGAAGUGGGCAAGCUGUUCGUCACGCAGCCUGCGAAGGACAGCGGCAGCGGGGGCAGCGGGCUGCCCUGCAACCGGGGCAUCCCGGGCGUGCUCUUCCCCAAGAAAGGGCCCGGCCAGCCGUACGGGGUGGAGUCCGCGGAGCCCCACCCGGCCAGCUUGGCGGGCGACAGCGAGGAACACUCCCUGGGGGGGCAGAUGGAGGACAUAAAGCUGGAGGACUCCUCCCCGCGGGACAACGGGGCCUGCUCCUCCAUGCUGAUCUCCGACGACGACACCAAGGACGACAGCUCCAUGUCGUCCUACUCGGUGCUGAGUGCCGGCUCCCACGAGGAGGACAAGCUGCAGUGCGAGGACAUCAGCGAGGACACCGUCCUGGUGCGCAGCGGCCAAGGCACCGCGUCGCUGCCUCGGAGCACCAGCCUCGACCGGGACUGGACCAUCACCUUCGAGCAGUUCCUGGCCUCGCUCCUCACGGAGCCCGCCCUGGUCAAGUACUUUGACAAGCCCGUGUGCAUGAUGGCCAGGAUCACCAGCGCGAAGAACAUCCGGAUGAUGGGCAAGGCCCUCCCCUCGGCCAGUGACUACGAGAUCUCCGCCAUGUCGGGCUGACAGCGCCCUCAAGGGGCUGGGGCAGGCGGCGGACGGGGGCUUUUUUAUGUUGUGUUGGGGUUUCUUUCUUUCUUUUAAAUUAAAUAUUUAUUAGUACCUGGCUUGAAGCCUAGUGUUUUCAUAAUAUAAUACAGUGAAAACUGCUGGAGAAAUAUUUCAAGACCUCGCUGAAGGUACAGUCCACUCUCUUGUUUGGGGACGGGAGGGUUUACCAGAAUACAGUUUAUUCAGUGAAUUCCAACAAAGAUGAACCUGUCCGUGAUAUGUGUGUAUUAUGACUUCUUGAUCUUGCUGUAUACAUGGUUUAAAAAAACAAACAAACAGAAAACAGUGCUGUUUUAAUGCCAAAUAAAGCAGCAGCCAUUUGUGUAUUUGGGCUUUUUAAACAAAAAUCAGAGCUGGAAGGAAAAGGAAAUGUUCUUAAAUGGAAUGGGUGUUGUCAGCUGGGGUAAAUCCUAGACCACUUUGGGGAGCAUUAAAAAUAUUUUUUAAGAUUUGAAAUAUAUUUCAUAAAAGUCCUUUAUUCAAAAAUCAUAUUCAACAGAUAUUCUCCUCUAAGGGGAAAGAAAACAUUUGAGAUUCUAAACAAUUAUGAAAGUGUGAUUUUUAUGUGAUGCCAGAAUAACACUUCUAUUUGGUCAAU